GAUUAAUUGUAGCUGGUUCCUCUCGUGCAGGAACUCUGCAGUUUUGGAGGUCACAUGACCACGUCUCUACCUCCAGUACGAUGCCGUCACUCAUGAACCUGGUAGAGUGACGUCACAGGUGAAUCUUGUCAGGGAAAAGAAGCUCCAACCCGCAGAAAUGACGAGAAACACAGUGUAUUGGGGAAUGGCUUGCUUUCUCCUCAUCUCUAUUGUCACUGCUAUAAGUACCCCUUUGGUUUCCCAUCAGACCAAAGAACUCUGGCUAUUUUUUAAAUCGUUGACGAAAAAACCUUUUAUGCCCCAUUUCGAUAUUGACUUGACAAACAUACGGAGUACAUCGUACCACAGAGCUAGUUUUUCUGAUACCUCGACAGAAGAAGUAUCUCGACCCCUGAAAAAGCAAAAUAAGUAUCUCAACAAGUUACUACCUCAUCAUCACCAUGUCCUUCCUUGCCCGCGCCACUCUCCUCACGAGGACGGCCGUGAUCCCAGCCAGAGCUGCCAGCGUUGCAGUUGUUAGACCGGCGUUCUUCUCCACCUCUGCUCGGAGGGCCGAUAGGGGUCCCAUCGAAGUAACUAAGGAGACAUUGAAAAAGGCAGACCGCGUUGUGUCAAAUGCUGCCGUGAAGGGAAUUGAGACGGGUGAGAAGGCAACCCACAAGAUCAAAGAUACUAUUGGUAUCAAAUCGAAACAGGCUGAGGAGGGGGCGGUGAAGACUGCGAAGGAGGCGGGAGACAAGGCCUCAGAACUUAAGGAUGAAACGAAGGCCAGGGCAGAGUAUCUUAAGGAGAAAGCUAAGGAGGAAGCCGAGGAGAUGACGGGCAAAGCAUAAUUUGUUAGUGGCCCGUUGUGACGAAUAUUUUCUGAACGGAAGGAAAAACAGCCCAAGUGUAAAAUGUUGGUUAAUAACUUGGAACUUGUUCUCGUCUUGAGAUGCGAGAGUGGCACAUGAAUAUUUUGACGGUAUUUGUAUCAUAGUUCGUUGUCUUGUUGUUGAGAAUAAAACCGUACUGUACAUAUUUAAGUACUUCCUUGCGUAGGAACAAUAUUUCAAUGGCCUAAAUUCAUUGGGAGCUCUAUGCGGCUCAGGAAAGAGAUAGUCAACCAGAUGGCGGAAGCAUGAGAACAUAUUCCCUGGUGCUGAACCCAAAUUUCAACACAUCCUUGUCCAUAAGUUCCAUGUAUCGUCCCUUGGGUGCGGACUCUCCAUUAACAGUAGAUCCAUUAGCGCUUUCCAAAUCAAUUAAAUACGGUCGCACUCGACCAUCCCUGUCGCCGUACUCAUUCCG
Molecule: messenger RNA, 1290 nt
Organism: Blastomyces gilchristii SLH14081
Lineage: Eukaryota; Fungi; Ascomycota; Eurotiomycetes; Onygenales; Ajellomycetaceae
Exons: 3
Coding region: 441-833 (130 amino acids)
Source: RefSeq, a predicted model, not a curated record